Pelmatolapia mariae (spotted tilapia) is the source of this 3785-nucleotide messenger RNA. RefSeq names its product cyclin D1 (gene ccnd1). The transcript is spliced from 5 exons. Gene Ontology annotation, biological process: regulation of cyclin-dependent protein serine/threonine kinase activity; mitotic cell cycle phase transition. Bases 320 to 1198 code for a protein of 292 amino acids. Lineage: Eukaryota; Metazoa; Chordata; Actinopteri; Cichliformes; Cichlidae. Gene Ontology annotation, cellular component: cyclin-dependent protein kinase holoenzyme complex; nucleus; cytoplasm. The record is from RefSeq and is a predicted model, not a curated record. Gene Ontology annotation, molecular function: cyclin-dependent protein serine/threonine kinase regulator activity.
UGACGUCAUCUCCUCCGCCGUGCGCGUUCGCUGAUAAACUUUGUGUGUGUUCUCGUGCGUGUUUGGUGAGCGCGAGGCAGGGGUUUUUGUCUCGCAGUGCGAAGUGGUUUGUUCCAGAGGGCUCGCGCACACAGUCGGAGUAACAGCACGCAGUAGCGGCAGCGGCAGCCCAGUAAGAAGAAAGUGGUGAGAAAAGUAGCUGGCUGUGGGUUUCUGUGUGCUCCAGCUUCUUCUUACUGUUACAGGGUGACGUCUUAACCCGGAGAUAGGAAAGUUUUAUCGGCAGUGAUAAUUAUAUUCAAAGCAGAAUUAGCCUACUAUGGAGGACCAGCUGCUGUGCUGUGAGGUGGACUCAAUCAGGAGAGCUUACCAGGACGUCAACCUGCUCAAUGACCGAGUUCUACACACCAUGCUGAAGGCCGAAGAAAACUACUUGCCUUCGCCAAACUACUUCAAGUGUGUUCAGAAAGAAAUUGUACCAAAAAUGCGAAAAAUAGUUGCCACCUGGAUGUUGGAGGUCUGCGAGGAACAGAAAUGUGAGGAGGAGGUUUUUCCGCUCGCUAUGAACUACUUGGACAGAUUUCUAUCAGUUGAGGCCACCAGGAAAACAAGACUACAGCUGCUCGGAGCCACAUGCAUGUUUCUAGCAUCCAAAAUGAAGGAGACCGUGCCCUUAACGGCGGAGAAACUCUGUAUUUACACGGACAACUCGGUCCUGCCCGGGGAACUGCUGCAAAUGGAGCUGCUGGUUCUCAACAAGCUCAAGUGGGAUCUGGCUUCAGUAACUCCUCAUGACUUCAUCGAGCACUUCCUGUCCAAGCUGAAGAUCUAUCCCUCCACCAAGCAGAUCCUCAGGAAACAUGCCCAGACCUUUGUGGCACUGUGUGCUACAGAUGUCAACUUCAUUGCCAGCCCUCCCUCAAUGGUGGCAGCAGGGAGUGUAGCAGCAGCUGUUCAAGGGCUCUACCUGAAGAGCCAAGAUGCGUCCUUGUCUUCCCAGAACCUCACUAACUUCCUGUCGCAGGUCAUUCGUAGCGACCCGGACUGCUUGCGGUCAUGUCAGGAGCAGAUAGAGUCUCUGCUGGAGUCUAGCCUGCGACAGGCACAACAGCACAAUGGCACAACAGAAACUAAACGAGUUGACGAGGACGCGGACUUGUCCUGCACCCCAACAGACGUCAGAGACAUCAACAUCUGAGGCGACCCGGACCUACGUCGCACAAUGAGCAGUGAUGGAGGGAAAGUUGUCAGAGGGUGGUAACGGGCGGGCCAGGGAUGGGGCACCCCACUUGAACUCCCUUCCUCCUCCAGCGUGUCACUCACAUGCCUGCUGUCCACUACGGCUGCCAAGAUAGGAUGCUCAUCCCUGUCACAUAUCCUGCCAGCGUCCCCUCCCAGGCCAGGAAAAGAAAUGAACUCUACAGAGAUGUACCAGAGAGAACAGACACUGAAUAUCAAUGAGCUCUGUGGGGCUGGAGCUGAAGCCACAGAGGCAAAAUGUUUUUCUUAUUCCCUCACACAUUAAAUUAGGAAUUUUUCAAUUAAAGCAGACUGAGCAUGCCUACUAAAACAUCCCAAAGUGUCAUGUACAGUAGGUUCUCAUAGUCUGUCAUCAGGGCUUCACGUGAAAGCAAGAGGCUCGUCUUUUACUUCCUUUUCUGUUAUGUCGGAAUGCUUUAGAGUUCCUGCCCAAGUUUCCAUGUUUGUCUUGUAGUGCAGACACUCAUAUACCCUGCUUGCUUAUGUUUAGUCACUUUAUUAUGUAUCAUUUUAAACCUCUCAGUUAGUUAGUUUUAUGCUUCUGUUCUUCAAAGCUUUUUUUUUUUUUUUUGUUUGUUUGUCUUAAAGCAAACGUAGGGUGAGAUGCUCACAUUCUAUCACCCUUAAAGACUUUGGACUGCUAUUGUAAGGUUUGGACUAGGGAAAUUCUUUGGUCAAUCUUUGAUUUUUGCUUUAUCCAUUUACCUGUUAUUUGAUAAAAUCAAAUAUAAACAGAGCAGUCCACAGUCUGUUCUUUCUCUAUGUAGUUAGACGUAAUAUCAUUCCAACUUUGUUUUCUAAAGAAAAGCACUUUUGGUCAGUGAUGCUGGCUCAGCUAAAAGUCACAGUGAUAGUUUGUAAAACAAUAUGAAAACAGAGUCUUUUGAUGAUGGAGAGUGUGGGGAGUACUUGCUGACAGUUACACCCAGUUAUGCCUGGAUCUGAUUCAUGGUGUGGGACACAGAAUUGAGCACUGUGGCAGAAACUGAAAGCUGCACAGCACUGUGGCUCACUGUAGCUGCCUUCCAGUUCUCGGUGUUUCAUACAGGCAGAGCUGCUCUGACGUCAUGAUUUUAUAGGUUUAAAUGUGUGCAAAGCCAAAUGUUAAAGGCCCAGAGCUAAACGUAAAAAGUACUAUUUUAAUAGUUCAAAUCAUUUUUGUAUAGUAAAACAUAUUAUUUAUCUUUGUAGGUUCAUGCUGACCAUGGCUUCAUGAGCUGACGUUAAAUUCAAGCUUAUUUCUUACUCCAGAACAGGUCAAACUGCAACUAGUCUCUGUAAUUCUUCUCCAUUGCUGUAGCCCAGCUCACAUACGUGUCAUAGAUUAUGAGGGCAAUGAAGCUUAAAAAAAGAGAGUGGUGAAAAUAUUAACUUGAUUUUGCACAAACCUAAAAGACGUGGUCUGCGUUUUUUGGGACUUGCCUAGAGGAAAAAGGGAAGCGAAGGCGGCAAAAGAAGUGGCAAAAAGUUUAAGGGGUUCCCAAUGGGGUGCGUCUUACUGCUGUAUAUUUUAUACAAGGGCUCCUACACAGCACGGGGAUGUUGUCAUGUUCAGGUUGAUAUAUACUUUAUACAUAAGGAUGGACAGAUUACCACGAGCAAGGAGAGCUCUCUACUACAUGGAGUCAAAGUGUGGGAAAUGUGAGUUCUGUGAGCAUGUCACACUGUGUAGGAACCUUGUAAAAUAGGUUUCUGAUUGUACGUUAAGGAUAGAGUAGGAGAGAAACACUCCUUGUAUUCCGCUGCUAUAGAAAAUAAAUUCCAGCUACAUGUUUAAAAAAUUGAUUAAAAACCAUGCUUUUUUCCUGUUUGCUGCUACAUUUUGGUUGUUUUAUACAUAUGUCGAUAUAAUGCCAUUUUAGGAUUGAAUUUUCUCAUAGAAAUUGUUAUUGACAUCCUCAUUUGUUUAUUUUUCUUGUGUAUUCUAUGUGAUCAUUUUUUUGUUUAUAACUACAUAACAAUUUUCCAUAAUAUUCCAAAAACAAGGAAAAAUGAGACAAUGUACAGAAAUGCUUUGAUCCACAAUACCUCAUGUGACAGUCAACAACUAUCUCUAAUUUGUAGUCUUUUUUUUUUUUUUCCAUUUAGUUAUAUUCUAUUCUACUUGUUGGUUCAGUGCCUACUAGCUGCGUUAAACCUAUUUGAGGUGAAGCAUCUGCAAUGGAAACCAGCGAGUCCAGGGCAUGCUUUGAUACUGGUGCCAUAACAGAAAAUGGGAUAUGUAUAACUCUGUUGAGUGCUAAGCUGUCUCGGUGAAAGAGACUUUAUCUUUCCUUUUAGGCCCAUAGUGGCCUUCCUUUUCCCCUUUUUAUAUUUAUAUACAAGAAAAAGCUUUUUGCUCCAACUGUCAGUGAGUUGAUUUGAAUUUGUACGUAGAUUCAGUGUCAUGCUCAGUAAGCCAUAGACUGUUUUAAUGUUUUCACAAAUCAUUCCACACAUUUGUGUCUGCUUCAUGCCAGUUUUUUGCAACUGGAACGGUGUAUUCAUCCUUGUGUCGACAACACAAUAAAAACAUUAGAUGGAAU